This is a messenger RNA of Tachyglossus aculeatus (Australian echidna), 651 nucleotides long. RefSeq names its product olfactory receptor 14A16-like. Gene Ontology annotation, biological process: G protein-coupled receptor signaling pathway. The coding region runs from base 1 to 651 and encodes 216 amino acids. The transcript is spliced from 4 exons. Lineage: Eukaryota; Metazoa; Chordata; Mammalia; Monotremata; Tachyglossidae. The record is from RefSeq and is a predicted model, not a curated record. Gene Ontology annotation, cellular component: membrane. Gene Ontology annotation, molecular function: odorant binding; olfactory receptor activity.
AUGGCCACUGCCCUCAAGGAGCUGAUCCACACUGCGCUGUUCCUUCCGGUCUAUCUGGCAGCCGUGAUGGUGAAUCUCUUCAUCAUUGCUGUAAACACCCUUGACCGGAAGUUCCACACCCCCAUGUACUUGUUCCUCAAGAACCUGCCCAUCUUUGACCUCGCAUACAUCUCCGUCGCACUGAUCCACACUGAGCUGUUCUUUCUCUUCUAUCUGGCAGUCAUAAUGGGGAAUCUCCUCAUCAUUGCCGUCACCACCCUUGACUGGCACUUCCACACACCCAUGUACUUCUUCCUCAAGAACCUGUCCAUUCUGGACCUCGGCUGCAUCACUGUUACAGUCCCCAAAUCCAUCUUCAAUUCCCUCACAAAUGUCAACUACAUCAUUCUGCUGGGCUGGGAUUACGAGUUCUUCUGUCACAGUGCCCAGUUGCUUGCAUAUUCCAUUGACUAUGGCCCAGAAGAUAUGAGUUUAGCCAUCAGCAUUUGCUUAGCUUUCUUCUGCUUCGGGCUCAUCGUGAGCUCCUACAUCCGCAUCUUUUCAGCCAUGCUGAGGAUGUCAUCGGCGGAGGGUAGCUCCAAGGCCUUCUCCACCUGCCUACCCCACCUGUUCGUCGUCACUCUGUUUCUCACGUCUGGCUUCUCUGCCUAA